Messenger RNA from Rana temporaria (common frog), 1410 nucleotides. Its product is annotated as flap endonuclease 1-like. The transcript is spliced from 11 exons. Gene Ontology annotation, molecular function: 5'-3' exonuclease activity; manganese ion binding; RNA-DNA hybrid ribonuclease activity. The record is from RefSeq and is a predicted model, not a curated record. Lineage: Eukaryota; Metazoa; Chordata; Amphibia; Anura; Ranidae. Gene Ontology annotation, cellular component: nucleus. Bases 91 to 1158 code for a protein of 355 amino acids.
CUCAUCCAUGUCUCCGGUCACUUUGAAUCUCCCGCUCCUCGGCUCUCCCCGGAUGAUCGUCCCGUCUCUCCCCGCCCUUCCUCCUCCGAUAUGGGGAUCGCACGCCUCGCCGAUCUGCUCCGGGAUGAGACCCCAGAAGCAAUCCAAUCCCCUCCCCCCGAACACUACCGAGGGAAGAUCCUCGCGGUGGACGCCUCCAUUUUUAUCUGUCAGUUCCAGUCAGCGAUGCCGGCGAUUUCCAACCGGCACGGCGAUAAAAUCAGUGUGUUACAGGGCCUCUUUAACCGCACAAUCUACAUGCUGGAGAAAGGAAUGAAACCCGUCUAUGUGUUUGAUGGAAUCCCGCCAGAAUGCAAGCGUGCCAAGGUCAGUAAAGAUGGCAGUGGUCAUGCCAGGAGAGGACUCAGAGCCGUGCAAGGCCCAGGGCCAGAGAGGCAUGGAGACCUGAAGAAACUGCUUAGUCUUCUGGGGGUGCCUGUUAUACAAGCCCCCAGCGAGGCAGAAGCCACUUGCGCCGCCCUGGUGGAGAAGGGACGGGCGUGGGGAGCGGUAACGGAAGACAUGGACGCUCUGCCUUUCGGCUGCACUCGCCUCAUACGGAACCUGAAGGCCGAUAAGAAGAAGGAUAUUGAAGAGUAUUAUCUUCCCGACAUCCUAAAAAAGCUGCAAAUGACCCAAAAAGAGUUUAUAGACUUGUGCAUCCUAAUGGGUUGUGAUUAUACUUCAAAGAUCAAAGGUUUGGGGAAGAAAAAAGCAUUCAAGAUGAUGCAGAAGUAUAGAACCAUUGAAGGUAUCCUUCCAAACAUCAACCCAGAGGAUCGUAUUCCCCCAGAUUUCCAAUUCCAUUACCAGGAGGCUCGUAAACUGUUCCUGGAGCCGGAUGUAGUUGAGGUCACCUCUCUCACUCUAGAAUGGAAGAAGGUGGAUGAAGACAAAGUCCUCCAGUUCCUCUCGGGGGAGAAGCAUUUGAACAGGGAGAAGGUGCGGCGAGCAUUACAGAAACUCCACCCACCUGAAACUUCAAGAAAGCGUAAAGCCAAAUCCAAAGCCUCUGCAUCUGCAGAGAAGCAAAAGAAGAUCACCAAUUUCUUCCCAGCAAGGAAAUCAGCAGUUCACGAAAAGCCUUCUACAGGGAGCUCUCCGACCUCCAGCAGAUGACCCCCGGAGUCUGAAUAUAGGGGAGUUCUGACAUCAGAUGGGAGGCGGGACCAUUCUGGAUUCCAAUGAUAUUAUAUCGUGUUACAGUGAUCGGUUUGUGGCAAAGACUGCAAUGGCGGGAACGUUAUCAUGUAUUUUGGGGUGUAUAUACUUGUUUCUAGAAAUGGGAUGGAGGGAUGUUCUCAUCAUUGUAUUCCUUUCUUGUUGGGUGACACACCACGAAUAGGAUAAUAUACAGUAUCUGACAAAAGU